Molecule: messenger RNA, 4686 nt
Organism: Manduca sexta (tobacco hornworm)
Lineage: Eukaryota; Metazoa; Arthropoda; Insecta; Lepidoptera; Sphingidae
Gene: Nadsyn
Product: glutamine-dependent NAD(+) synthetase
Exons: 13
Coding region: 254-2467 (737 amino acids)
Biological process (GO): NAD+ biosynthetic process
Cellular component (GO): cytoplasm
Molecular function (GO): glutaminase activity; NAD+ synthase (glutamine-hydrolyzing) activity; ATP binding
Source: RefSeq, a predicted model, not a curated record
UAGUCUUUACCACAUAGUUAAAAAAUAAAAAUACACAGACUAGAAAAAGCAAUACAAAGAAGCAACGACAAAUUCAGUGUUAAAUGUCAAACUUUGCGUCAAAUGUCGUCAGAUCUGUUGCUGUCAAGUUUGUCGAGUUUUGUUUUGAUAUUUAUCAAUUAGACAAAGUUUAAAACUUCGAUUACGAAACAUUAGGAUAAAUGAUAUAGCUCUCGUAAUUGCCUUCUCUGUUCUAUAAUAUAAGUCCUUAAACAUGGGUCGGAAAGUGACGGUGGCUGUUUGUACGCUGAACCAAUGGGCUCUUGACUUCGAAGGGAACAUGAAUCGAAUAUUACAAUCAAUACAAGAAGCUAAGGAAAUGGGCGCCCUCUAUCGCACUGGACCUGAGUUGGAGAUAUGUGGCUACAGUUGUGAAGAUCAUUUCCAUGAGCCGGACACAUACUUGCACAGUUGGCAAGUGCUGGCCGAGUUGCUCAAGUCACCAACUUGCAAAGAUAUGUUGGUCGAUGUCGGUAUGCCGGUGCAACAUCGCAACGUGUCGUACAACUGUCGCGUGGCUUUCUAUAAUAAGAAGAUACUGCUCAUCAGGCCUAAGAUGAUGCUGUGUGAGGACGGGAAUUAUAGAGAGACGAGAUGGUUUUCUUGUUGGACCAAGGAACGUCAAACUGAAGAUUACUAUUUACCGAGAAUGAUAUCGGCGAUCACGAAUCAGUCGACAGUGCCCAUAGGCGAUGCAGUCAUUGCUACGAAAGACACGUGUAUUGGAUUUGAAAUAUGCGAAGAAUUGUGGAAUCCGCAAAGUCGCCACAUACCACUGAGCCUCGAUGGCGCCGAGAUCAUAGUGAACGGCUCGGGCAGCUACAUGGAACUGCGUAAGGCGUACGUGACGGUAGAUCUCGUCAAGAGCGCCACGUUCAAGAGCGGCGGCGCGUACUUGUUCAGUAAUCUGAGAGGCUGCGAUGGACAAAGGGUGUACUUCAACGGGUGUUCCUGCGUGGCUGUUAACGGACAGAUCGUCAGUCGGGGGUUGCAGUUCGCUUUGCAUGAUGUGGAAGUAAUUACAGCGACGAUAGAUCUAGAAGACAUCCGCUCGUACCGAGCUCAGAUUCGCUCCCGGUCUCACCUCGCCGCGUCCAACAAGCCGUUCCCCCGCGUCAACGUGGACUGUGCUCUGUCCGACGACGACGAUCUGUACCGAACCACCAGCGCCCCUAUAGAGUGGAAGUAUCUCACGCCUGAGGAGGAAAUUGAACUGGGUCCAGCGUGUUGGUUAUGGGAUUACUUGCGAAGGUCGGGUCAAGGUGGCUUCUUCCUACCGCUUAGUGGAGGAGUGGACUCCACCAGCACCGCCUGUAUUGUCUUUUCUAUGUGCACGCAGAUUUGCGAUGCCAUACAAAAAGGAGAAACACAAGUGCUUUACGACGUGCGUAAAAUCCUCUGCCAAUCAGACUACACGCCCACCGACCCGAUGGAGUUGUGCAACAGGUUACUGGUUACAUGUUACAUGGCCUCGGAAAAUUCUAGCACUGAGACCAAACAACGAGCGUCACAGCUGGCGAGUCAGAUAGGCAGCUAUCACUUCCCAAUCGUGAUCGACGCGGCGGUGAGCGCCGUCAUCGGCAUAUUCACGGCGGCCACCGGACUCAUACCCAAGUUCAGGAAUCGCGGCGGAUGUCCACGUCAGAACCUCGCUUUACAGAACAUCCAAGCGCGGCUGCGCAUGGUGCUGUCGUACCUGCUGGCGCAGCUGAUGCUGUGGGUGCGCGGGCGGCCCGGCGGCCUGCUCGUGCUGGGCUCCUCCAACGUCGACGAGGCGCUGCGCGGCUACCUCACCAAGUACGACUGCUCCAGCGCCGACAUCAACCCCAUCGGCGGCAUCUCCAAGACCGAUCUCAAGGCCUUCCUGCAGUAUGCUAAGAAUAGAUUUUUCCUACCGUCCCUAUCGGAGAUAUUAAACGCGCCGCCGACGGCCGAGCUGGAGCCUCUCUCUGACGGUCAGAUCACACAGACGGACGAACAGGACAUGGGCAUGACGUACGCGGAGCUGUCGGAGUUCGGACGGUUGAGGAAAACGAACAACUGCGGCCCGUACAGCAUGUUCCAGAAACUGGUGCACACCUGGCAUGAUAAGUGUACGCCGCAGGAGGUAGCGGAGAAAGUGAAGCACUUCUUCCGGUGCUACGCGAUCAAUCGCCACAAGAUGACGGUGCUGACGCCGUCGUACCACGCGGAGUCGUACAGCCCGGACGACAACCGGUUCGACCACCGGCCGUUCCUCUACCGCGUGCACUGGAACUGGCAGUUCAAAGCCAUCGAUGACGCUGUGUUACAAAUGACAAAGGACAAGCGUGGUGCGUCGCUUGAAAACAGAGUGAAGCAGGAAAUUGGCAAAUUAACUCCCAGCACCUCAUCCUCGAGUGUCAACACACCGUUCAUGCGAGGCGAUAGAAAAGGAGUUCUCAUAUAAUUCGUAAUUAUUAUUGACAACACAUUGCUAACGAAAAAGCCGGCGUCCAUGAGACUUUUUCUGGAAAGGUUGGCGAUGCACCCAUGAUCCUUGUAUUUUGGGUAUUUUUAGGAGUUCUUGCUUGUUUAGCAUUGUAACAGCUAUCGAUAUUAAAACACUUAAAAUAUUGUUCACGCGACAUGCUAAGGGCUCUUUCAGACUAGCUGCGCGGUUGCAGCGCGUCACCACGGCGGCGAACACGCGGCGAGGGUAAUCCACAUAACAAUGACUCUCAAGACUGCCGCGCUGACCUCGCGCGGCGUUUAGCGACAAACUGAAACCGCUCUUAGCUCUUUUACUUUAUCGUCGUUUGUUUUGUGGCAAUCGUUAUGCAUUUUCCCAAGCAACAUGGCUGCACCACUGUUGCCGCGGUGCAGCUGCGCAGGCGCUUAAAGGCGUCCUAAAUGUAGUAAGUUCCUUAAUAGACGACUAUGUUUUUGCACAAAAUGCUUAUUAAUACAAUUUGUGAUAGUAUCGUGUAAGAAUGUGGACAAAGAAAAAGACUAAACGUUAUUUUAUUAAACCAAUGAAUUAAUCGAUGUUCCUUUUAGAUCCUCAUGAUAAUAAUUCCCGAAUUAUCAGAACGUAAUUGUUUGCAGUAAGGAUAAGGUUAUCAGUGUACUAUUAAUGGUGGUGUUGUCAACACACAUUAUAUAAUUAUGUGAAGUAUAACUUACGUUUAUAUACGUCGACUAGAAUUUUAAGUGAUUUACACAAUUUAAUCAAAACAAUAUUUUUUAUUAUGUUGCUAUAACAAUAGCCACGGGAGAUCAGUGAAUGACUAAUAAAUGAUUGCAUUUAAAUCUUGCCAUAACAUAGAAAGCAAGCGGUAGAUAUGGCAUAUAAGCUGGUAUUUCACAGUUAGAAUAUUAAAUAAUAAAAUAUCAAAACGACUAAUCAGAAUAAAGUAUUUUUGACAUGCUAAUAGAUGAAUUAUUUUGAUAAGUUUAUUCGUGGGAUUAUUACAGAAUUAUCAACUGAGAAUGUUUAUUGAAAUCGAUUGAUAGGAGUCAAACAUUUGAACCAACGUUUGGUCCUACUUGGGAUCGUAUUGUCUGUAUGAAUGUAUACCACUAAAAGUCGGCAUUUUUUACUCUCUAGUUUACUGUACACGUACAAUAUGUAAUGUCGACAAAUCGUACAAAAUAUAUUUAAUACAAACUUGGAUAAUUAUAUAUAUAUUUUUAUACAAUAGUAACGACUUUAGUUGGGAUCUAUAAGUAAAACAGUUAGUCGUUUAAGGCAAAAAAGCGUCAGGGCCUUUGCAUACGAGGUUUUUUAAACGAUGACACAGUGGAACGUUGUUAGGACGCUCGGAAAACAAGACAGUCGACAAGUUGAAACCUUUACACUGGAUUCUUGCGUUUAUAUCCGGUAUAAACACGCAGAUCCGUCAAUACGGACGCAGUGUAUGUGGUAUACGCCUUUUAUUUUCCUCACAAACAUUCAGAUACGCCGAGCCUCUUAUUCCCCCCCCCCCUCUAGCCCCUCCCCCUUUCACGCUGGUUAGGCUGUAUGAAGCGCGUUUUAUUUGCGUUCGUAUUGAUAUAAACGCAUACAUCUGUUAAUACGCGCUGAUGACGCGUAAUUGACGAGCCAAUCAAAAGCACGUGUCAGCUCGGUUAAUAAAUGUAGUGUGCAAAGGCCCUAAGGUGGAGAAAAAAUAAUUGUGUACAUUAUUUGUCUAAUUAUAAUUUAAAUGUAAAUACUAAGUACUAACUGAAAACUAUGAUAUACAUUGUUUAAAAAAAACAUUUUCAUGUAAAAUCAUAUACUUUAAAGUAAAAAGUGUGUCGCAUAAAACAAUGUUUGAUAAUUAAAAAUAGUUUUAGUUUAAACAAAAACAAUAGUAUUAAUUGACGUAUUCGUAAAUGGUUUUUAUUAUUAUAACAUGAACACAUUUAUGCCGAAUUGCGUAUAUUUGCUCAACCGUUAAUAUUUCAUACUGUAUAAACCAGGUAUUCAAAUAAUGUGAAAUACUCAGUUCUUGAAGAUAUUAGUCAAUAGAAUUUGAGUUUUAAAUAUAACCUAGUUAAGGAAUAAACCUUUAAUUUUCUUAUUUGCAUAACAGCGCUGUAAGACUCAAGUCGUCUGCACAAGACAAGCUUUAAAUCAUUAUUUUCUUAUGAUUGUUUUAAAUGUAACAUAAUUAUUAAAUAUCAUGGCGUUUAAUUUUGUGU